AUGUCUUUUACCCACACUGAACUUUCCUGCAAUGUCAACACUAACCUAUUUUCCAAAGCAGCUGUAGUUGUAAACAAACAAAAUCAUCCAGAGGCAAAAAUGGCUUUAUAUGACAAUAAAUACUGGCUUUUAUCCCAUAUAAGAAACUCCUUUAUCUCCACAGAUGAUACAGGAAUGUGUGAGCUUGUAAUGGUUGGGGAAGCGAAGCAGGUGAGAGAAAAUUUCUUCAGCAAAGAGUCUUUUCCCGAUCCAGAUGAAAGCGACGAGGAAGAUGAAGAUGAUGCUGGGUCAUACGAUAUUCAAAUGGAUGGCGACUACACGAUGAGGGAACGUUCCAUGACAGCCGCCAGACUGGAGAAGCUGGAAUAUUAUUCAAGAAAGGCUGCCAAAAUGAAGCACAUCAAGUGGGAGUCGCGGAAAAACGUCCAGGACGAACCUGACGGCGUAGAACCUCUUGAUGAGCUUUUUGUUAAGAAAGACACUGCCAAAACUCAACCUGAAUGCAAAAUCCAGAAAAAGUCGGCCUUAUCAGCUCUGAUUGAACAGUCCUCUAACAUCCCAGUUAAUCCCUACACUGGGUACGCGCGGUUUGAUGGGGCGGGCCAAAUCAACUUACCCACCAAAAAAUACAGAAUAUACUUGACGAUGCUGCCAGAACAACAAAGAAACUACCCUCUAAAUAUCUGUUGUGUGGCCGCUGCAAAAGUACUGGACUUAAUUGGGCUCAUAUUGCUGAAAUUUAGCACUAACUAUGCUGGCGACUAUGUUUUAAAACCUGCCCCCCAUUAUGGAUUGUACAUUACGGAGGAGGACGGAGAAGUGGACAGCGAUUUCCCCAAUCUGGACCCUCAAGAAUGUGUUUCGAAAUUCGGAUUUACUAGCUUAGGCUUGGUCGAGCAUGAGAAACCUUGCCAACCGAUCACUGUGGAUUCCCCCGUGCAAGUGACUAGUUUAUUAGACGGAUGUAAGAAGAGGACUACGUCCUCUUCAAGAGCAGAGGAAACCAAACAGGUUCAGAAUGACAUGAUGAUAAUGGAUGGCCACAAUAAAGCCAUGGAAGCGCCGCUGUAUAAAUCCUACACAGUCUUCAUAGUGAAUAAAGUUUGGUGGUGGAACAUCGAGGUUCAUCUUGGUAAGGACCGCUGCCUUUUUUUGCAUUUUGUGAUUGUAUUGAUUACAGGCAUCAGCAGCGAAAAAAUUGAAAUCGACCCCAUAACGCAAAAAAACUCCAAGCUAAAGCUAGGCAAACAGGGCCCAGUAAGCCAUCCAAUGGACAGCAUCGCCUGGUGCGAGGAAACAGACGGACGCGGCAAUAAGAGGACUUUCAGAGUGGUUUACUCAAACAGCUUUGGAACCGGCAGCACUGAACGGACCAAUCUUUAUUCGAACUCUUUUGGCCUGUCCUCGCCCUUACAGUCGUCGCCCAGCUUUAAGCACUACGACUUCGAAGCUGAGCGAAAUAUUGCGGAGGAAAUCGUUCAGAAGAUCAACCUCAUUCUGGAACUCCGAUCUGGGCAGAGCCGAAGAGAAUAUCUAGCUCUGAAGGACAAAAAGCAUUUGAGCAAGCGGAAACAGUUCAAGUAUUUGAGGUCCUAGUAUUUGGGCAAUUUGUGUCGCUGUUGUAAAUUGGCUGAAAGUUGAUUUUUGGCAUUUUUUACGCUUGUUUGCAAUCACUUAACAGAACACCGUUUUCAAAAUCAAUGUUUUAUUGACUGAUUGCUCAAAAAUGUAAUAGGGCUAUUUUUAGAAGUUACCUAUGGUUUUAUUGUCCAAAAACUUGAAAUUCUCCGGUAAAUCCGCCAGAUAAGAACCAUGAUAUGUGUGUCAACAUUAUCCGCAAUUCUUGUUAAGCGAUAAGACCAUUGAAUGUACAGUGUGGUAUAGUAGAGAGUACAUAUAUUCGCUUCAUGUAAAAGGAUUAAAGUGUUUUUAAAAAACCACGUUGUUUGCAGGAACAGAAACCGAUUAGUGCAAUUGAAAUGCAAACCGAAACAGGUUUUGUGGUUUUCCAAUGAUAAUUUCAGGCAAAAUAGAUCGACGCUUAACAUCAAGGUUCAUGAUUAAUGCAUAAAUGCGCCGUAAACCGAUUUUAUGGAGUACUACCAUAAACAAUCAACCGGUGUAAAACACGUUAGAAACGGUGCGCAAGGUGAAUACGAACGACAAACUAGAGGAUCCUCGGCACGUUAGUCAUCAAUAUGAAUUGCUGCGGAGCGCUGUUUUGGGCCCUGAUCCUUUGCACAGUUGCCUUUCCAAUAGCUGGACUAUGUGCGAUCGUUUAUAUCUUCCUCUAUGCCCUCAGUGGAUGCUGUCCAGGCUGUGAAGGAAUUUCCGAAACGUUUCUCUCGGGCGUUAAGCUCCCAGGCACAGCCGUCCGGAAAAUCGUCCAUUGUGAGUGUUAGCUGGUUGCAGUGCGAACCCCAGAAGAAUUUUGCAGUAUUCAUGUGCGAUUGUUUUAAUGAGUACAGCAUGACUUGUUCGAUUUGUAUAACGUAAGACAAUUUUUUAGUUAUUUAUUAAGGUGUUUAAAAUAGUGAUUUAUUUAUUUGUAUGACCGAGCACUUGGAAUACAUGGGAAAAACAUAUUAAAAAUGUUUUUAAAUGUCUGUAAUUAAACGGUUAAGGCCCA
This is a messenger RNA of Dendroctonus ponderosae (mountain pine beetle), 2629 nucleotides long. RefSeq names its product stress-activated map kinase-interacting protein 1 (gene Sin1). The coding region runs from base 1 to 1596 and encodes 531 amino acids. Gene Ontology annotation, biological process: TORC2 signaling. NCBI's taxonomy places the organism in Eukaryota, Metazoa, Arthropoda, Insecta, Coleoptera, Curculionidae. The transcript has 8 exons. The record is from RefSeq and is a predicted model, not a curated record. Gene Ontology annotation, molecular function: phosphatidylinositol-4,5-bisphosphate binding. Gene Ontology annotation, cellular component: cytoplasm; plasma membrane; TORC2 complex.